AUGAGUUUAAUUGAUAUAAGAGAAAAUCUAUCGUUGUUUGAUGAUGCAUUUUCUAUACAUCGACAAAUACCUGAAUUUCAAAUAGAUUCAACAACAGCAAAACAACUCAUCGAGAGAAUUAAUAAUGCAAAACAUCCAUUGAUUCUUGUUGCAUAUAUUGAUGAUCGGCCUGUUGGCUAUUUAAUGGGCCAUGAACGUUAUUCAUCUUUUUAUAUAUGGCUUGUCGGUGUUCAUCCUAAACAUCGUCGACAAGGAAUACUCGUUCAACUAAUGAAUCGAUUAGAGCAAUGGGCUAUGAAAGAAAACUAUAGUUCACUGCUGGUCAAAACACGUAAUUCAUUUAAAUCAAUGCUUCUCUUUUUGAUUUCGCAUGAGUUUAAAUUAAUCGAUAUGGAUAAACGACAAUCUGUGGGCACUCAUCGUCUUAUUCUGGAGAAAAAAUUAAUUAUUCCACAACAGUCAUCUUCUAUUUGA
Messenger RNA from Rotaria socialis, 474 nucleotides. The record is from the annotation of a GenBank genome assembly. Lineage: Eukaryota; Metazoa; Rotifera; Eurotatoria; Philodinida; Philodinidae.